AUGGGGACAUCCGAUAAUAUUGAAACGAUACAGAGAAGAUUAGCAUGGCCUCUGCGCAAGGAUGAUAUGCAAAAAUCGAGAAAUGGUCCAAAAAUUAAUGGAGGAGUUUAUAAUGUCGAAUGGGACCGUCGAGAAAAUGUAUUCAAAAUAUCGGGAGAAGUAGAUCCAAAUAUACUAAUGAAGGCAGUGUUGCGUUCAGGUAGCCAUGCGGAGCUCAUCAAUGUUAAGCUCAAACAUCCACUACUAAGAUACGACAAUUAUUAUCGCUCAUAUGGUCGUCGUCCAACCUUUGGUAAUAAUUAUUAUAGAGAUGGUUAUCGGUCAUCAUUGCCGCCUUAUUAUGAAACUAAUUAUAAUAAUGAUCGUUAUUAUCCACAUGGCUUGCCACAUUAUGGUCCAGCUCCUCGAAUUGGUUAUGGUCCUUCUUACGACUAUGACCACCGAAAUCCACUCCCCUCGGCACCCUAUGUGCCUUCAUAUCCAUAUCAGGAUUAUAAUGACCCGUGUUACAAUGGUGCUUCGGUGGAUCCUUGCUCCAUCAUGUGA
Messenger RNA from Erigeron canadensis, 546 nucleotides. RefSeq lists its product as uncharacterized. The record is from RefSeq and is a predicted model, not a curated record. NCBI's taxonomy places the organism in Eukaryota, Viridiplantae, Streptophyta, Magnoliopsida, Asterales, Asteraceae. The transcript has 2 exons. Bases 1 to 546 code for a protein of 181 amino acids.